UGGGCUGAACUUCCUUUUCCACUGGGGGACGGGGGAGAAAGGAGUUGGGAAAUUUAAGGUUUAAAAAAGGAGCAAAAAGAAAGGAUACCCCCCUCCCGGAUAGCACUGUUUACCUGGAAUCUGUAAAACAGAGUAGUCUUCAUCAUGCCUCAGAACGAACACAUUGAAUUGCACCGCAAGCGGCACGGCUACCGCCUGGACUACCAUGAGAAGAAGAGGAAGAAGGAGGGCCGGGAGGCCCACGAGCGGUCACAGAAGGCCAGGAAGAUGAUCGGCCUGAAGGCCAAACUUUACCACAAGCAGAGACACGCUGAAAAGAUCCAGAUGAAAAAGACCAUCAAAAUGCAUGAGCAGAGACAGACGAAGCAGAAGAAUGACGACAAGACGCCAACAGGAGCGGUACCUGCUUACCUGCUGGAUCGCGAAGGGCAAUCCCGUGCCAAAGUUCUCUCCAACAUGAUCAAACAGAAGAGGAAGGAAAAGGCUGGUAAAUGGGAAGUUCCACUACCCAAAGUACGAGCUCAGGGUGAGACGGAGGUGCUCAAGGUCAUUCGCACAGGAAAGAGGCAAAAGAAAGCAUGGAAGAGAAUGGUCACCAAAGUGUGCUUCGUUGGAGAUGGAUUCACUCGUAAGCCACCCAAAUACGAGAGAUUCAUCAGACCCAUGGGUUUACGUUUCAAGAAAGCACACGUAACGCAUCCGGAGCUAAAAGCCACUUUUUGCCUUCCAAUCCUUGGUGUGAAAAAGAACCCCUCGUCCCCCUUGUACACCUCUCUGGGAGUGAUCACCAAGGGCACAGUAAUUGAGGUCAACGUCAGCGAGCUUGGCCUGGUCACACAGGGGGGCAAAGUCAUCUGGGGUAAAUAUGCCCAAGUAACAAACAACCCAGAAAAUGAUGGAUGCAUUAAUGCAGUUUUGCUUGUGUAAAGACACUGCUUUAUGAACUGUUCCAUUUGGACAGAGACCAGGACUUGAUGUCCAUUCUAAGAUUCCAGAAAGUCAGAAGCAGCUUUUAAAGGAUAACAUCCAGAUAGAAGAGUCCGCACUGAACAGUGGCCAGCGACACCCAUUGCCACACUGGUUACUUGUAAUGAAGACAAGAAAGCAAAAUAAACUAAUUAUUUUUGCCUGU
Messenger RNA from Lepisosteus oculatus (spotted gar), 1132 nucleotides. RefSeq names its product NSA2 ribosome biogenesis homolog (S. cerevisiae) (gene nsa2). The record is from RefSeq and is a predicted model, not a curated record. Gene Ontology annotation, cellular component: nucleolus; preribosome, large subunit precursor. Gene Ontology annotation, biological process: maturation of 5.8S rRNA; maturation of LSU-rRNA. NCBI's taxonomy places the organism in Eukaryota, Metazoa, Chordata, Actinopteri, Semionotiformes, Lepisosteidae.